Messenger RNA from Arachis ipaensis, 705 nucleotides. The record is from RefSeq and is a predicted model, not a curated record. Lineage: Eukaryota; Viridiplantae; Streptophyta; Magnoliopsida; Fabales; Fabaceae.
GGGGAUUAAAGAUAAAAAAGCCAUUUGGGAAUAUGUUCAAGCUAAAUUCAUUAUUCCAACUGAAGGAAAGAGGAUGGUCCUUGCUCGUAUCAAUGACAACUGGAGAAGGUAUAAGACCACAAUAAAGCAAACUCAUUUUCUACCAUACAAAUGUGUUAAUGUGAUGCUGAAAAAUUGUCCUAAAAGCAUACCUGAGAGUCAUUUUCGCAAGUUAAUUGCUUAUUGGAGAACUGAGAAAGUUAAGGCACAUUUGCAAGCUGAGAAUAAAAAGUCUAAAGAAUCAGCAAUUAGAGCUUUCCAAUCCAUAUUUGGAAAAGAGAAGGCAGGGAGAAUGCGAUGUCACAGAAGAGUUACCACACCAACUUUGUUGAAGAAAAAUGAAGAAAUUGCCACCCUUAAGCAGCAACAUGCAACUGAGAAAGCAACAUUAGAGGGUAAGGUUGAUGUGAUGCAAAAAGAAGUAGAUGAACUAAAAUCGCUUGUUAAGAUGAUGCUGCAAAAAAAAAAAAGCUCAGGAGUGGACCUUGACAUGUUAGCUGCUCAAUUAGGAAGCACUUUAGGCAAUCCGAACAAUGAUGCGCAUGAAGAGGAAAACUAUGUUGAAGGGGAAAUCGAACUUGAUUAAGGUCAAAUUUUUAAAAGCAAAUGUUACAGAGUAAAAGUCAUGAACUUGUGGACAUGAUGACUAUUUGCUACUUAGCUAUU